Messenger RNA from Symbiodinium sp. CCMP2592, 3144 nucleotides. The record is from the annotation of a GenBank genome assembly. NCBI's taxonomy places the organism in Eukaryota, Dinophyceae, Suessiales, Symbiodiniaceae.
AUGCCGUGGGAGAGGGUGACGAGGCCCCGGUUGGGGCCUAGCUUCAUGUUCCCUGAGCCGUUGCUAGGUCGUUUUGACGGUCUUCGGAGGGCGGCGAUUCCCGCCCCUGCAGCAGGGCCUUGGGCUUGGGUACCCAAGGGAACUUACGAGGCCAGGCGACUUCUUGCAGCCAGGUUUGCCAAAAGCGAUGACAUGCUCAGGCUUACCGCACUAAAGAAAAUUCGGCUUAUCGUGCUUUUCUUUCCGGAUGAUUCGGAGCUUGGAAGGAACCUCGUGGGUUCGGCAGGCUCCCUGGUGGAGGAAGCCACGCUGACCUCGACUAUCGAGGACACUUUUUCAGGAAGAGCUGCCAGCACCCUUCUGAAGCGGGCCUCAGAUUUCUCCAGGUUUGCCAAGUGGAUCGUAGCAAACAAAGGGCGCCCGCUGGCGCCGUCCGAAGGCGAGUUGUACGCAUACAUGCUUCACUUGCGACGGGAGAAAGCAGGAGCUACCGCCGGAGAGUCUUUUCUCAAGGCCUACAAGUUCUUUGUGCACUUGACCGGGACAGAGAAAAGCUCCAGAAUUUCCCCUCGUGUGCAGGGAGCAGCCAAGGCGAUGUCCAUGGCCAAACGGCCGCUCUGGCAAGCACCGCCCCUUCCAGUGGAGGCAGUGCGGCUCCUGGAGGAAUUGGUUCACGAGUCCGAGGAUUAUGCCAGGGCCAGCAUAGCAGGGUUCAUUCUUUUCUGCCUCUACUCCUCGGCUCGGUGGUCGGAUGCGGCUCGAGGGACCCACUUGUGCAUUGAUGUGGCAGGUAACGGGCUUGUCCUUCUUGAGUGUUCGACCAAGCAUUACAAGACGAAGGCCAAGGACCGAAAGGAUACUGUGUUGCCUCUGAUUGCACUGGGCAGCGGCCUUACUCAGCCCUCAUGGGGACGUGUCUGGAUGCGCAAGAGGGCCCUGGCAGGGCUACCGGACUGUUCCGUCAUCAUGCCGGCCAUGUCGCCGGGAGGGAACUUUCUGGGAAGGGCCAUGACGGCUGCGGAGGGUUUUGCGGGGGAUCUUGAACAGUACAGCUCGCACAGCCUGAAAGCAACAGCCUUGUCCUGGACGGCCAAGAGCGGGACCACGACCUACGAGGAGCGCCUCACCCAUGGGCAUCAUUGCAGCCCGAAGCACGGCAUGGCUCUCCUGUACUCGAGAGAUGCGCUUGCUGAAAUCAUAGUGAAGGUAGCCAAGGUAGCGAGUGCUGUGAGCAGGGGAGUGCUUAGUCCCGACCUCCCGCGAGCCGAGAGGGUUGCAAGGGCCCUGCAUGGCAAUCCGGCAGAUUUUGCACAUCUUCCAGAGACGACGGCUGAGGAUCUACCGGCCGAGGAGCCUCAAGACGAGAAUAACUCCGAGGCCGGGUCUGACAUAACAAACCUCGACGGUCUCGAAGCGGACCUGGGGGCACCGGCCCCCGGAGGAGGUCCGACCUCGGCUGAGCUGCACGAAGGUCACUGCGAACAUGCGUUUGAUGGGGCCCGAGGAGGCUCAGGAGAAUGUCUGCCAGCAGUGCGCGGCUUGAAGAAAAGAGGAUGUGCUCAGUGCUCAGUUGAUCUUUUGCUGAUUUGCGACGUCGUGCCUGUGCCACUUGAGAUGAAGGAACUCGGGCCGAUUGAGGUCAGUUGGAGUGUUUCUUGCUUCGGAGCACAAAAGCGGACUGAGAAGUGUCCGCAGUCUUUUGGCUGGGAGUUGCCAAACUGGGGCGAGUCUCCCGCGCGGCCUGGUGAGCACCCAGGCUUGAACUUAGCGGGAUGGUCGGCUGUCAUCACCGGCCUGAGUCAUGAAAAACAAUUGGGACGAGGCCGGCUGGGAUCGCCGGUUCCCGAAGGCCGCCUGGGAUCGGUGGCAAAGAAGUGUGAAUCCGAGACAAAUGCGACCCACGGUCUCAUGGCCGGACUUGAAUCGGUGCCCGCCUUCACCGAUCGAGCAAAGCAGAUCGGCAUCAGCGAGGAACUUCUGAACAAGCUCAUCGCCAAGAACUUGGACACCUACGGCAAGCUCGCUUUCGUUUGCUCGAGCAGACCUUCCAGCGGGGACGACACUCCUCUCUUCGAAGCCCUGAACACUCUGCUUGGGAGUGAGGUUCCAGUGGAACAACAUAUGGUGAUCAGGCGAUUGUGGUACGAGAGCCACGCCCACGCCCUGGUUGACUUAGAAUCGAGGGCUUCGAGAACAAGUGAUACGAGCCCCCGCGAGCUUCCUUUGGCAGAACGCCUGACACGCUUGAAACGCCAAAGGGGCGAGCUCAAAGGCCUCGAGAUGGAUAUCCACACAGAACCUGGACACGGCCUUGUGGACCGCGUCCAGGCCAUGCUCGAUUCUGCACAAGUGCUGCACAUCGCACCGGAAAAGUGCAUUUCCCGCCAUGACGAGAUCCUGGGUGAGAAGACGGAGCAAAAGCUCUCUUUGGGAGCUGACGGGAACAUCAAGAUUACGAAGCAAGCCUCGAGUCUCCGGUGCGAGACUACCGGCGAGCUCAAGCUUCGCCGGUGCUUCCUGCGCCGGGCCUUAGCGUUCGAUCAAGUAGGGCUCGCCUCCUUCAUUGCAAUGGAGUCUUGGCACAACCGCAUGUUCCAGGCUCUGCUUGAUGUGCCUCCGGCGGGUUAUCGCUACACUACCGUUCAGCAGCUGCUCGCAGCAGACCAGAAGCUUUGGCAAGUAGUGGCCCAGGAGAGCCGAGGUGACAUCGUCGUCGGAGUCGGAGCCCCGGCUCCUCUUGAUAAGCACAUAGCCGCGGCUGCGAUCAACCAAUUUGUGGUAUCCUGCCUGACACACCUUCCUAAGCCUGUCGAGAGCCAGGCCCUACCGUGGAAGCCGAAUAAGGGACCCGACAAGGGCAAUCAGAAGGGAGAGAAGGGAACCAAGGGCAAAGGCCGCGGCAAAGGAAAGCAGAAUCACAGCCAGGGCCAGGCUGACGCCUCCUCGCAACCAUCCCUGAAGGAGCUGCUGGAGUCGUUACUCGAGGGCUGCGUGCGGGCCAACGAUGAUGGGCGUUUCAUCUGCCCAUUUUACAACAAAGGGAUCUGUCGCUUCCAGAAGCGCAAGUCGUGCCGCUUCGGAAAGCAUGUGUGCAACUUCAGGGGGUGCGGGGCAGAAAGGCCCUACAGUGAGUGCAAGCAUUGA